This is a messenger RNA of Symbiodinium pilosum, 2073 nucleotides long. Lineage: Eukaryota; Dinophyceae; Suessiales; Symbiodiniaceae. The record is from the annotation of a GenBank genome assembly.
AUGGUGAGAGGUGCAGACAAUUCAGAUCGGUGGGUCGAGGCUACCCCAGCUGAGAGCGCACCUGCAGACAAUGAACAUGAGGUGCUAUCCGCUGCACAGGUUAGCGCCUGGCAGCAUCAGGGUUUUGCACUUGUAAGAGGCGUGUUUCCUGAUUCGUUGAUCGAGACCCUGCGCGAGGCCGCAACCGAACGGUUCCCUGCCCCAGGCAGUGCAGCGGCCCAGGGCGUCUCUGACUUUGGCAGCGAGCUGUGUUUCCCCAGCACCCUUCCUGGGUUCAAUGAAAUCACGCUUGCUCCGCGCUUGCUGACCUGCGUGUCAGCGUUGUUGCAGGCGCCGGUAGAAUCACUGCGACUCAGUCAAUCUGAUCUCUGGCCGAAAUAUGGCAGAACUGAAAAGUCAGCGGGGCCACUGGACAACAUGGAUCAGCGCAUUCAUAUCGAUUAUCCAAACCAUACCCUGGCCCAUCCAACCGAGUGGAGACGCCCGGAAGCGGUAGAGAUGAUUGUGUAUCUCAAUGACGUGGAGACCUGCGGCGGGGCAACCGCUGUGGUGCCGCGCCAGGGCGAUGCAGACCCUGCUUAUCGUUGGCCCAUUGUGGAUUCGCCGGGCAUAGGCGAGCUGGAUUAUGUGAACGAUCGUACAGCCGCUGAGGCGUAUUUUUCUCAGCAGCGUCCAGGAUUGGCUCAAUGGCGGGCAUCGCUUUAUGCGCGCGAAAAAUAUACCCGCUUCAAAGCAGGCGACGUACUUUUCUAUCGGCACGAUACCUGGCACCGGGGAACACCCAUGUUGCCGGACACGCUGCGACUGGUGCACAACAUUACCUAUCGGCGGGCGGAAUGUGAAUGGAUAAGCACCCUUCAUGUGGGCUGGGCGUGGUCUGCAUAUCGUAAGAGUAAAUAUCUGGAGCGCCUGAUUGCCAAUGCCAGCCUUGCACAGCGGGCGGUAUGCUGUCUUUGUGCAAACACAACAACGCCAUCGGACACCCCGCGCAACGAUAUGUAUACACUGCUAGUCACUUUUUUCCUGCUGGCACUCAUUUUUUCGUUUCUCUGCUCUAUGUGGGAGGCAGUGCUGCUCUCCACCACGCCGACGUAUGCGCGUAUGCAGUUUCAGGAAGGCACCCUGGUCGGGCGUUAUCUGGAAGAUUUUAAAGCCAAUAUUGACCGCCCGCUGUCAGCCAUUCUGACCCUCAAUACGAUUGCUCACACAGUAGGUGCGAUAGGCGUUGGCCAGCAGGCUGCAGCCAUAUGGGCCGAUGCAAAUCCCUGGAUAACGCUGUUCGGUGUGCCGGCAUUGAUGACGAUUGCGAUUCUGGUGUUGUCAGAGAUUGUGCCAAAAACGAUCGGCGCACUUUAUUGGCAACGUCUGGUGACGUUCACUGUGCAUAGCCUGAGGUUCCUGAUCGUUGCGCUGGCACCGCUGGUAUGGAUGAGCCAGUACCUCACCCGGUUACUCAAACACGGUAACAAUCAGCCGGUAUUAACGCGCACAGACUUCCUGGCCAUGGCUGAAAUUGGCGCACAGGAAGGUGUCUUCGAAGAAGAAGAAAGUCAGAUGAUUGGCAACAUGAUCCGUUUUCAAACCGUGCAGGUACGUGAUGUGAUGACCCCGCGCACGGUGGUUGCAGCGGCAGCUGAAAGCGAUGCCAUUGCCAGUUUUCAUACGUUGGGCAAACGUCAGCGUUUUUCUCGCAUCCCGAUUUACAACAUCUCCAAAGAUCACAUCACCGGCUAUAUCCUCAAGGCGGACGUAUUGACUGCCUUGAUAGAUGGCCAAGGGGAUGAACCGCUGGCUUCGCUGCGGCGCGAGAUCAUUGCUGUUGGCGAGACCUAUGCCAUUACGGAUCUAUUCAGUACGCUGCGCGAACGCCAGGAGCACAUUGCCGUAGUGUUGGAUGAUUUUGGUGGCAUGGCGGGCAUUGUGACCCUGGAAGAUGUCAUUGAAACAUUGUUGGGGUUUGAAAUUGUCGAUGAGACGGAUACAACAACCGAUAUGCGUAUGCUGGCGGAGCGACACCGGGAUCGACGUGCUAAGACCCUGGGUGCAUUAGACGGGCCGGGCUUGAGCGACUGA